AUGUGCCCACUCACUCUCUCCUCCCACCUCCACCCGAGCCACCCGCUCGACCUCGUCUACCUGUCCCUCGGUAGGGUCUGCGACCUCUGCCGCAAGGAGGUUUGCGGCCUGUACUACAGGUGCGAGCCAUGCGGGUUCGACAUCCACCCACUGAGCACGGACCUGCCGGUGACGGUGGAGUACGCCAUGCACCCCCACCCACUCCUCACACUCAGGUGUGACGAGCCUCGUAAAUGCGCAGUCUGUCAGCAUGUGUGUGAUUCCUGGCGGUACACCAGCCACUGCAAGGGGUGCCCCGUUGACGUCCAUCUAAAGUGCGCGUUGCAAGAGCCAGCGCUGGAUCGCCGGACCAGGACUGCUCCGGCGUUUUCGCAUCAUCACGGAAGCUGCCGGUAG
Eucalyptus grandis is the source of this 396-nucleotide messenger RNA. RefSeq lists its product as uncharacterized. NCBI's taxonomy places the organism in Eukaryota, Viridiplantae, Streptophyta, Magnoliopsida, Myrtales, Myrtaceae. Bases 1 to 396 code for a protein of 131 amino acids. The record is from RefSeq and is a predicted model, not a curated record. The transcript has a single exon.